Molecule: messenger RNA, 22523 nt
Organism: Zootoca vivipara (common lizard)
Lineage: Eukaryota; Metazoa; Chordata; Lepidosauria; Squamata; Lacertidae
Source: RefSeq, a predicted model, not a curated record
CCUACUCAGUUCAAAAUCACAAUCCAAAGCAAUCCUUCAAAAAAUACACAAAAAUACGCAGUCCUGGGCCGUAAUAACCCUUUAUGGGAAUGUUAGGGAUGUGGAUUAGGAUAUAUUAUUAGAUAGAUCCUAUCCAAGCUUGUGUUAGCAAGCUUCCAAUAUCAGCAGAGUGACAUUCCCCUUUUGUGCGCAGCAAAGCAUGUGCGUUAGAUUCGCUAGAAUCUCUAUAACAAUAUUACACUUUAUAGUUCAAUAUUACACUUCCUGGCAAAGGUCCCCUUUGUCCCUCUUAAAAGAAAUACACAACACAGUGUUUAUAAAAUAAGAUAGAGUUUACUUACAGUUUCAUCCUGAGUUACAGCAUAAUCUCAGAAAGGCAGGCUUGCUUAGAAAAGUUACAAGUACUUAUAUAUCUAGAGACUACUUAGUAAAGUAAGACUCCAUUUGGUCUCACUCUUGGCUGCAGGCCUAGAGUGAGAACCAUGCUAACUGGAGAUUCUCUGAAGAUGUGUUCCCAUCGAAGGAGGAAGUAGCUAAGAGAGAGAGUGAUUGCAGGCUAGGGCUUAUCUAAUCCAACUCAUUUGCAUGUCUGAGGGAACAGGAACUGACCUGUAGUCAGGUGUCUCUCCAGGUGAGUUCCUGUUAGUGGACACUCUAGGAACUGUUGUGACUUGUCUGCCCCAGUGUUCCAUCCCACAAUAUUUAGGUGCCAGUCAAAAAUAUCCCUCUUCUCACAGGCCUUUGUCCAAUUAAACAAUCUAUGGCCUUUAAAACUUUAUGGGGGGAUUGUUGUUACUAUAUUAUGUAUUUUUGUGUUUUUAUAUUGUAAACUGCCCUGUGAUCUUUGAAUGAAGGGCAGUAUUGAAAUUUAAUUAAAAAUAUAAUAAAUAAAAUAUAGUCCUGUUACUCAUAAUACUUUACCUCUGUAGAACAGGAAGUAAGAGAGCUUCUCUCUGGUCACUGACUACAAACAGUUAUUGGCUUUCAUAUUCAGCCAAAAUUCAUGGGUGCCUGCAGUUGAUAAAGGAAGCCAAGCAGAGACAGUGUGCAGCAAAGAUUUAGGGCAGUUGUCGAUUCUUGACUUUGGUGUAAGAGAUAAAGAGGUUUGGAAAAAAUAUAUUCCACUGGCUGCUGCAGAGUAUUACAGUGCUCUGAACUAUAUAACGAGAGAGGAUCUGGGAAUUGAAAGAUAUUUUUAAAAAUUGGGUUAUCUAAUUAAAUAAUUAGACUAGAAACAGCUUCUAAUUUUCUCCAGCAAUCUUCCUUGUGUAGAGAACAUAAGGGGUGAUUUGAAAAGCACAUUCUGUGUGAUAGAAAGACAAGUCACAGUUACAUUGAGGACCCUGUUACAUGGGCUUAUGCAGAAGGUAAGUGCAUGCAGAUUAUGUGCUUGCUGUACAUUUGUGCACAAUGUACUGUGUGUGGGUGUUGAGUAGGAGGCGUAUAUGCUGGGUGUUUGGGAGUGUAGUCAUUAGAGAGUCUGUGUGCAAAGAGAGAAGCCAUUUAGCUCUGGGUUGCUGCAUGUGUGAUUUAAAUGUGACACAGACUUGCAGACAUUAAGCUUAUUUUGCAUGCAUAGAAAAAGAAUCCGCAUCUUGACAUUUCCUCCUUGCUUCUGUGUUUUCAGCUUGUCCAUGAUAUUACUGAUCUACUUCUUUUUUCUAUCUUGCAAAAUAUAUAAACUAUGAGCAUGACAGAGUGGAAGAAAGCCGGUAACAGUAGGCUAAGAUUGUGAAGGUAGUUUAUUUCAUCUAAAAAAAUUAUCCUGUAUCUUAAAUAAACCAAAUUGUCUGCAAAAAUUAGAAAAUGCAAUAAAAUCUGCAUAAACAGUAAGAAUAUGAUUACUGUAAGUGCCUAAUACUAGUUAAUUUAGCUUUAAAUUUAGUCUAAAUCAACAUUAAAAAUAAUGAAAAGAUCUAUGGAAAAGAGCAUUCCCACCCACCCGUCCCCAUCCCUGUAAAAGCAGGCAGUCACAUUCAUACUAACUUCCAUAGAGAGGCAGUUAUAUAACCUAGAGGACAGUACCAUGUGUCUUUAGAGAUGCUGGCUCCAAGCUGUUUAGGGCUUUUUAGGUUAUAAAUCAACACUUUAAAUUGGGACUGGAACUGAAAAGGCAGCCUGUAUAGUUCAAACAAACAAAAAAACCUCAUGUAUCUCUGCUGCCUGUUUCUGUGAAGAGCUUGGGCCUAGGAAAGAAAGUGGCCUCUAGGUAUACCUUCUUCCCUCUUGCGAGAGCAUUCUUAAUGCUGAAAUAAGAAUACUGCUUGCAUUGUCUCACUUGUUGGGUCUGUACCUAGUCUCCAAGAUAGAGUGCAAAGUAAAAAAUUGGAUUGCAGUAUCCAGUAAAUAUUUUUCUGGCUGCUUUGUGAGACAAAACUUUAUUCUCCAGGGCCUGUAAUUUAAGCCAAAGUAUUUCCUUUGUUCUUAGUUUUGCUUCAUGUCCUUGGGCCAAACAAUGACGUGAAAUCACAUUGAUGGCUUAAAAGUUUAAGUGUGGAAAAACCUGUUUGCUAAUCUGAAGAAUGAAACCACCCCAUACUGCUAACUGCACUAGAUAUGAAUCAUUAAUAUAUAUGGUUAGACAAUACUAGAUUUCACUUUUCCCCCCCUUAUCUUUGAUGAUGAUGAUGAUGAUGAUGAAAGGAAGACACGCAUUGUAGAUCAAGCAAAACAAUGACAGGUUGAAACAACAAUUCUGUACCUCAAUCCUUUGAGAAUAUCAAAUGACUUCUUGUUUCCCUUGAAAAUAGACCCAAUGUAAAUUCUUUUGUUUGCAUCAGAGACAAACGAUACUGCAUGAAAGCAUUCAGAGUUUUGUGAAAACCUCCCAUGUCUAUGUGCAGAUGUUCAUAGAUGUGCAUUCUCAUAGGGGUGCACAGCACAUGUCCUUUCCUUGAUACAGUGUUGGAUACUUUGGCAUUUAAACACUGUUUCCUUAAUGCUCUAUGGAGAAUAUUCUGUGGUGAUUCUAUGCAGGCUACAUUAGUGGCGGGCUGAAAGAAAACUGACUUUAAAAAGUAAUGUUCCCUAGAAUUCUGUGGUGAUUCUAUGCAGGCUACAUUAGUGGCGGGCUGAAAGAAAACUGACUUUAAAAAAUAAAGUUACCUAGAAUUUAGGAUGGACUAAAAGGACACCUCACAAAAUAUUGAAAAAAUAAAUUCAGAUUCCUGUCUAUGAUAGUGGCUGCACAAACUGUAGCUUAGCUAAAAGACUAGACCCAGAAAUGAAUGGAUUGAUGUUGUUAAUGAAGAUAUAUUGUAGAAACAGUUGUAACUGGAAAGUGGCACGUGCUGGCAAUAGCAUGGAUGUCCUCCUUCAGAACAUGUCAUGUAAUAAUAGAUUACCAUUGAGAUAUUUUCAAGUUCUUUGAUGUCAAGAAAUGUUGCCUUGUGGCAGUAUGCACUUAGAAGUAGAAGCUUGUUUCACUAAGCUAGAAUCCAGCAUGAAAAGAAUGGAACUGAUUUCAUAAUAAUUUCGACAGUUUAAUGAUUUACAGCUGCAAUCAUGACCUCACUUAUCUAGGAGUAAGCUUUAUUGAAUUCAGUAGGACUUACUUCUGAGUAGACAUAGCUAGGAUUGACUCAUAAGGCUGCUAUCCAGUGUACAAUGCAAUUCAGAGUAAAUCCUUUUGAAUUUUGUGUUGCUUAUUUAUGAACAAACAGGCAUAUAAUUGUGGUGUGUGCAUAGGAAACUACAUACGGUAGUAUUUCAUACCUAUAAAGUAUAUUGUCUAAUAUUUCCCCCAUGAACCUCUUUGUAAGGAUUUUAGCAUUGAUAUCACACAAAAUUGCUUUUAUCUGGAAGCUUACCUUAGUUUAUUUUUAAGAGAACAGCAAUUGAAGAUUUAAGUUCAGAUAUAACCGUGAUGCAUUGGAGCUUACUGUAACUGUAAGGAAUUUUGGAGGUGUAAAUUCAUUUGGAGUGAGGAAUGUACUCAGGUAAAUUCCAAGUUGGAAGUAACAUGAUGUUAUCACCUAUAAAUGGAAAACAUUGUAGCUUAGGAGUUACCUUCAUAUGCACGAAAGUUGGUUCAUAUCUACAACAACAGAAAUCUGCAGGAAUGGUCUACAAAGGAUAUAGUCAAUUACAUUCAGACUUUAAAUCAGGGUGAAGAAACUGUGGCCCUCCAGAUGUUGUUGUUUCAGCUCUUUCCACCACCAAACAUGGCCAAUGGUCAGGAAUGAAGGGAGUUGUGUUCCUUUGUUGCAGGUCUACCGCAGAGGUGGUGAACUGGAUCUGGCUGGCAGGCCAGAUUUUUUACUACCUCUAGCCCUCACAGGCCAAAUUUAGCAGGUGGUGGGUUCGUUCACCUGUCAAUCCCUUGACUUCACUACGACAUCAGGUGAUGGGGCACUUUGGAGUCCCACCAUACAGGACUGAUUGUAGAUGCUCCAAAGUUUUUGCAAGCCCAUUCAAGGAUUGGCUGGUGCCAAAACAAACAAACAAACAAAAAACAGAGAAACUAACACGGAGAAGAAGUCAGAUUAUAUCAUUUCAUGUUCCUCAGGCAAUAGGAGUUUCUACUCUAAAGGAGUCAUACGUUUUCUUUAGAAGGAUAUUAUCUGCAGUUGAGAUAUAUUUCAGUCUCUUGGUUUAUAUAUUAUAUAAACACAUUAUUGACAUACAUUAAAGUUAUAUUAUUUGAGAAUUGUUUUCAGAUGGAAUAGUUUUAUGUAGGAUGCUUAUUCCAGUAAGACUAUGAUUCAGGUUGCCAUUUUAAAAACAUACAAUAGUACAGAGUGAGUUUGAUUAUCAUUAGACUUUUAGUAAUACCGAAUUCUGGACUCAGUACUACUUCUACUGAAGAUAAAGUCAUUCUUUUUAGAAUUAAUUGCCAUAUUCCUUGAAUCAUCAUCUCUCGUUGGAUUUGAACUCAGUUUAAGCAUUACUACUCUCCAUGUGCUUAUUUUUCAUUUCUCAAAUAGCUUUGGGAGUUAAGAAGCAUGUUCUGACUAGUUCUCUGAGAGCUGUUGGCAGUGGUUUGCUGCUAAUGUUUUAGCAGGGUGGGUGGGUGUUUCUCUUACCCACACCACCUCUGGCUGCAUUUUUGUUUGUUCUUUAAGAAGGGGGUAGGGAACCAGAGCUCCUAAUAGUUUGUUUUCCUUCUUUUUUUGGAAAAAGUUUCCUCACAAGCACAGCUGAGAAUUUAGGCAACACCAUUGGCAAACAGAUCUAUUAAGUGCACUUGCUGGGAAUGUUUAUCUAUGUUAUUUCUGAAAAAUAUGCUGAGGGUAUUGAUAGUAUAGCACUCUGUUCGGCUUGUGUAAUUUGCAGAGGAGGUUAGUCAAGGCAUUAUUGGUGGGUGUGCAAGUCUGGGGACGUCUUCUUACAGAAGAUGGAUUUUAAAAUGCUUGUUGCUUAGUGCCAUCUGGUGUAUUUUCAGUUUAAUUUGAACUUGACAGGAAUUAGACAGAAGGUUCAGUCAUAGACAAGGAAAGCACUCUAGUUUUUUUCAGGAAUGAGAUAGAACCUCUAAAAUACCUUGCCUUGGCCAUCACCAAAGAGUACAAAAUUGUAAGAGGAUAAUGAAAUACUAAAAUCACCAGGGCUAUACUUCAGUGAGUGACAUUUUUCAGCCUCCAUUUAUGCUUAUUAUCAGUUCUGAAGAGGAAGUAAGAAACAUAAAGAGGCCUGUGGCUUGGAUUUGAAUUUUCAAAAUUUCCUUAUACAAUCCAUACAGGUAGGAAUCUAAAAGGAAGUGAGAGGGGAAGGAAGGGGGGCAAAUAAUGAUUCUCAUUCCUUUUACCCACAAUAGUUAAAUUGUUGGACAAGGGCUCAGAUAAAACUUUUUCUUAGCCAAAUAGCACCCCCAUAGUUCUUGUAAAAGGGCUGAAACCACCAUCCUGCCCUUGAAGCAAGUGUUGGGAGGAGGGCACUGAGCUGUGCCAAAGUAGCAUACUGUCUGUGAACCCAACUCUCCUCUCUCAGUUGUGGAGGUGAAAGGAGGGUUCAGCCUCCCUUUGCCUCUGAAGUGACCGUGGAUGGAGGAGACAUUUGAGUAGAUCUAGAGAAUGUGAUGCUGCAACUCAAGAGCUCUCAGGAUGUGUGUUAAUAGCUUACCUAGUGUCAUCUUACCUGGUGGCUCCUAGUGUUAACUAAGUGGGAAACAAGCUAUACUCACUUUCUGCUCCACUAGCACUAUUAUCCUUUCUCUCCAGGCCCAUCACUGAUUGAGUGGCAGGCAUUUGUUCUCCUCUCCUGCCUUCUUUCUGUAAGUAUUCUACAAGUAUACAGUACUGUUGGCAGAGGCUGUCUCCUACCCUGCCAUUCUCCUCCCUCUUUUGGUCUUCUGGACAUAUGUCUUUGGACAUACCACUUUAGAAAUAGGUUUUCCCAGUCCAGGAUUUCCCCACAAAGGAAGCUCCAGCAGUAAUAUAUGAGCGAGCCCAUAUUUUUUCCACUCAUAUUGUAAACACACUGACAUUUUGUUUUGUAGCUGUUUCAGGCUUCCAUUUUCCAUUCACAUCAGGAGAACAAUUACCCAGUACUCCUGAUACUUAGCUUCAUCCUUCCUCUAUGGUCUAAUGGCCAUGGGCAAUCAGAGCAAGAAAUUGAUUUGAGAAAGCACACCACCUAAUUUCACAGUGACAUUUCUUCAAAGAUGAUGCCCAAGAUUCUGAAAGAGAAGCUCAUUUUUUAGAUCAGCUAUAGGUUAGAAAGCCCUUCCCAGCAAGCUGAAGACAUUUUCUAAGGAUGACAUCACAUCCUCCAAGGAAGAACAAUCUCCAGAUUGUGAAGAUGCACGUUCUGAGACAGAAAGAGCUCUAUUCAUAGGCUUUAAAAUAGCAGCCUGAAGAUUGAUGAUGUUUUAUACAUGUUAUAAUUGCUGGUUUCCGCUUGAAUUGGGCAUGCUAAGUGCAUGCCAUCUGGAGUAUUUGUAGUCAGGCUGAUAAAGAUUGGAGGUUCAGCCAUAAACGUGUCUUAUCUGGCAAGCUUGUAAUGUGGAGGGCAGGGGGCACAAAAUGUACAUUCCUUUUGUAAAAAUGAGAUCCAGGGGCUUCUUGUUAAAUAAACAAACAAACUAUAAUAAUACAUUUCCAGUUUAUCAAGGCUAUGUUAAAAAAACACCCUGUGUACCUCCAAAUUUCCAGCAGGUUGUAGAAGUGGACACACUUAUGAAAUUAUUGUUUUUCAUAAAGUGCAUCCUGACAAAGAAAAGUACAACAACGAUAGUAGAGGACAUGUUUUUCAUGCAGAAAGUCCCAGUUUCAAUCCCUGGUUUCUCCAAGUAGGGAUAGGAAAGACUAUUGCUUGGAACUCUGGAAAGCUGCUGUCAGUAAGUGUUGAUGGUGCUCAGCUAAAUGGACUUAUGGUCUGCUUUGUUUAUAAUGCAGCUUCUUAUGGUCCUCCUAGCCAGUACCACAAUGGCUAGCAAUUGAGUUUUCUUUGGGUGCAACAUUCAUAUAUAAAUUCAAUAAAUAAACAAUAAAUAAUAAAUUUCAGGUUCAGACAUUGCACUAAGCUAACCCCUUCACAGUUUGCUUGCACCUUGCAUGAAGGAAGGAGCGAAGCAGUCUCUGGCUGCAUUCAUCAGCUAGUAUACACCUUGUGUACCUUAUGGCUUAUGGUUUAGUGUUACAUGUGAAACUGAAGGGGAAAAAACAGCUGGACAUCUCCCUAUCCAUUUGGACUCUUAGGUGAAUUCUCUGUCCUCAGUACUAACCUCAUGUAGACACUUACAGAAAUGACCACGCUGCCUAAUUAGGUUGGAAUUACCCUCCCCCUUUAUUUCAGCUACUGGUUUUUCUCUGCCCUUCCUUAUUACUCACCCCAUCCUUCAUCGGGCUUUGCAUAAUUAGCAUUUUAAAACUUCAUACAACUAUUCUUGUCAAACAAAUAAAAACUUUGAAAGGACUGCAUUGGUGAGGGGUGCUGAAUCUUUUUCUUCCUACAACUUCCUUAAGUCACUAUUCUCUGUUCCUAGCUCACUUCCACAAUUAGAGAAGAGCGGCUGAAGUAACUGACUAUAGAGUGUUGGGAUGCCGGAGUGUAGCUCUCUCUCCUUAAAGUACAUUAAAGUUAAAGCAAGACCUUACAUACGCCCCUCUUUUUUGUGAAUGAGGCAGAUAUGUGAAUCAUGGCUCCAACAUGCCCAGUUUGGCUCUACUUACAGUGGCUGCGUGGCAUAACAGCAUUAAGGUGGAGUAUAUGAAGUUAUUUUUAAAACUCCAGGACAGUUUUGCCAGCACUUUGCAACAUGAAGCUUGAAUUAUUUUGUGGGUGGUUUUCCAUUUUCUGAAAAGGGGAGUCCUAAUAAAUGAUUAAGAAAAGGGACAUUCAUGGACUGGUCUGAUCGUAUUUACGUGUUAUACAACCCUCUUAUUGCUGCAUCAAAAUAAUACGGCUGGCCAUUUCUAGUUAGCAGGUGGUCCAGCCACCACAGGGUUGACAGAGCUGUCGGUUUGUUAUGCCUUAAAAUAUGUCACAUUCAGCUUAAUGUCUGAUCUGUGGGUGGAAAUGGCAAAUGCAUCAGGAGAGCAAAUCACUUAAAACCACAGAUGUCUCUAGCAUGCUGUCACUCUCUAGCUUUGUGUAAUUGUUGGCACCACAGUGGAGCAAUGGUUUGGACACUUUGGUUUGGCUUUCUGUGGUCUGUUACUGGAGGAGUAUGCAAAGUACACAAGGGGUCAUGCAGGUCUCACUUCUUCCCUUUGGCUACAAAUGUGUGCAUCAGCCUUGGCUGCAUAUAUGCAGCCUCUGGUCAUAUAAUUGCUGGUACCAUUAUUCUGCUGUUUGGGGUGGGGAAAGACCCCCUUGCUCAGCUCCCUCUCUUGAACAGUUCAUCAGGACUGCCACACAGUUUGAUGCACACAGCCAUAGCAACUGAGCAGGGGAAGGAACCACAAGCACAGCAGAUGCUUGUGAGCAUGGUUCCUCAACCAGAAGCCUGCCUCCACCUACGCCUCUAUGCAUACAAACAUAAUUCUAUUUGUAUACCACCUUUCUGCAAGUCAAGGCGACUUACAACAUGAAAAAAUACACAACUACAACAUAACAAAAAUAGUUAGAAAAAUAGUUAGAAACAAUAAAUUAAACAUUAAAAAUACACAACCAAACUGAACAAUUGCCACAUAAACUACAAUAUCUAAAAUAAAGAUACAAAAAACCAACAGCAACAGGUCCCCCCAACAAAAAGCCCCAGCCCAAGAGCCUGUUCAUCAGCGUCAGUUUCUGUACCUGUAGUGAGUUAAAGCCCCACCCUCUGAGGAAAGGUGGGGAAAGGCCUGCAAGGCAGGGAGCAGGUCUUCCAGGACUCACAGCCAUUGUCUGCACUGCGGUGAAGAUACCACUGAAAGUAGCAUUAGCAUCUGAUUCUAUUUGUAACUCACAAUUUUUCUCCUGUCACUGAUUUGCCUCUGCUCCAUUUCCUGGUUGGUUUGCAUGAAAGAAGUGGCCACACUCUGAUAAUGUGUUGUGGUAAACCUCAUGCUCACAUGUUACACAUAUACCCCCUUUCCUCCACCCGCAAGAGGAGGAGAUUGACAGCUUCCAGUUAUUAUUUGGAAACAACCCGUUCCCUGCUUCUGUUCCAAACCUCAAACAGAAGCUUUAAUUCUCUUCCCCUUGUGCACAAAGAAGGAAAGAAGAGGAAGGAAAGCCUGUAAGACUAAAACUUGCUAUGCUGCAUUCUGAAUGAAACCUGUAUAUUUGUAAAGAUAGUGCUUGUUUAUAUUUGGGGGAAUCCGUUCACUGUAUCAGUCAUCCUGUCUAUGUUCUAUUGGUCCUUACUCAUGAUCGAAGUCCUUUUUAAAAAUAAAAAGUUGAGUUUGGAUGCAGUCACCCAUUGCACUCAAAAACUGUCCCAAUGAAGGGGAAGCCCUAUAGGGCUUGGGUGAAGCUAUAACAAUUUUCAGAAACUUGAGCAAAACAAGAGUCUACUUCAUCAAAUGUUUGAAGUGAUAAGUUGGCAGGUGUUAACACAUGGAUGUAGAGGAAAAAAAUCUAUAAUGAGGUCAUUGGGAAAUGAAAUGUAAAAAGUAUAGGCUUUGACCAUUUUUAUUCCAUUACACAUGUUAACUUAUGACAGGUUGUUUGCAUUAUCAUCAGCACUGCUUUGUCAAUGAUCACUGUACUUAUUUUACAUACCUUUAAGCUUUAACGUAAUUGUCAUAGCCUUUUUUGCAUUUCAUUUCCCUCUGACCUAACUGUUUACAUUUUUUUCUAUAUACGUACCUGACAGCUUAGGUCUUAGGAUAAAACCUCAUGCAUCUAAUGAAGUUGACUCUGGUCCAUGGAAUCUUAUGCCAUAAUAAAUGUGUUAAAACCUAAGGUGUCACAAAUCUCUCUUGUUUAUUUUGAAGUUGGUGAUUGAGUUGAAGGUUUAACAUAUUUCUGGCUCUGACUGCUUCUUUCUUCAGAAUCUCUAGGUUAUUGACUGAAGGAAGAGAGCCCACCAACUCAAGGGAGUUAGAUUAUAUUGUACAAAGGUGUCAUUUAUAUCCUUUUCCCUCCUCUUCCCUCAAUGUAUGCUCAUCCACCCACACUAUAAGCUGUGUUUCACACAUUCUCACAUCUUGCUGCCACAAUAUUCUUUCUCCUCUCACAGAUACACAAAUACCACCUGAUCUUCCUUCCACAUGCACCUAUUCAACAAACUCCCCCUCACAUAAUGACCAUAUUCUCUUUCACACAAACAUAUACCCUGUUUCUCAUAUUUUAAGACAUACCCAUAAAAUAAGCCAUAGCAGGAUUUUUAAGCAUUCAAGGAAUAUAAGCCAUACCCUGAAAAUAAGACAUAGUGAUAGGCGCAGCAGCAAUGCUGGCCGUGGCAGGAGGAGGAGGAAAAAAAUAAGACAUCCCUUGAAAAUAAGCCAUAGUGUGUUUUUUUGAGGAAAGAAUAAAUAUAAGACGUGUCUUAUAAUAUGAGAAACACGGUACAUGUGCACUCUACAUCUCUCACUCAACUGCUGCUCACGGCAGGCAAAUUGCAAGGUGGACAUGUCAUUUUAUGAGUUUUAGAUUCACAUUUUUUGGUAAUUUUAAAACAGGACAUGUGGUUUGGGAAUGGAUGUUUGUUAUUGUUUUUGUCAUUGUGAAUCAGUACAGUGGUACCUCGGGUUGCGGACCUGAUCCGUUCCGCAACCCAAGUGGCUGGGUGGGAGCAGGGCACGGAGGGUUCCAUGCCCUGUCACUGCAUGGCGCUUGAACGGCCACCCUUCAGUGGUGGGGAUGGGGCGAGUGCAGAGGACUUACUCUGUGCUCCCCCAGCCCCUGCCACUGACGGGUGAGCACUCACAUGCCGGGUGGGGGCAAGGUGGUGGGGAUGCACUUUACCCUCUGGGCCCCGCUUCUGCCCAGCGGGCCAGGGCCAGCUCGUCAUCGGGUGAGCAGGUGCUUUUGUCCCGGGUGGGAGGACAGAGGGUGGAGAGCAUUCUCCAUGCUCUGUCCCCAUCAAGUGCUUGAGUGCCUGCCCACCAGCUGACAGGCGGGGGCUCGAGUGCCUGGCGGGGCAUGGAGUGUGCUCUUCACCCUGCCCAGCUCACGGGGCCCGUCCAUCAGCUGGUGGGCAGGAGCGAAGCUGGGCACAGAGGGUGAAGAACACCCUCUGUGCUCACCCAGGGGGCUCGCAUGCCAGGCACAUGCUGGGGUGGGGGCUCCUGGUUUGCCCUCCCCAAGAUUCUGCGCCUGGGGCCACAGCCCCCCACUACACCACUAAGUCAGACCACUGGCUCAUCAAUUCUAGUAUUGUUUACUCCAGGGUGUUAGGCAGACAUCUUCAUACAACUUGAGCUCUUUUGAUUUGAGAUGCUGAGAACUCAACCUGAGGCCAUUCUAAUGGAGAAAAGAACUCACAACAUUGAGCUACGUGAAAUAGUGCACUAAUUCUAAGACAUCUGGAAACCCAAAUGAAAACUUGGGAAUAGGAGUUGCAGCUGCACUGUGUUUGUUGUGAUGGGGCAAGGUGACAGCAAGGUCAGUGGACCUCUGAAUUGAUAGCAGUGCCAUUCCACAGUGGUGCCAGGGCGAGUAUGCUGAUUCCUCCUUCACUCAUGAAGACUCCGUCCAUGGACACGGGCUAUCCCAAGAAAGCUUCUUGGGACAGAAGAAUGUGCUUCUACUGGACUACAUGCUAUAAGGUGAGCAUUGUGCCUGGUGAUCCUCCUCAGACCCAUUAGCCAUGCCAGGGAUUGUGGUAUUCCGUCGUCGCUGGUCUGUAGGCAGUGAUGACCUUGUUUUGCCAGCCAUCUUUCUCUUUCUCCUUCAUACCACUUGGUUCAUAAUCCUUUCAGUGGUGCUCUUUGGACUGGCGUACAACCCCAAUGAGACCUGCUCUCUCAACCUGGUAGACCACGGCAGAGGCUAUCUGGGUAUUUUGCUUAGCUGCAUGAUCGCAGAAGUCGCAAUCAUCUGGCUCAGCAUGCGUGGCAGCAUCUUGUACACAGAACCUCGGGAUUCAAUGCAAUAUGUCCUGUACGUCAGACUGGCCAUCCUGGUGAUUGAGUUUAUCUAUGCUAUUGUGGGCAUUGUUUGGUUAACCCAGUACUACAGCUCCUGCAAUGAUGUUACUGCCAAGAGUGUCACUUUGGGAAUGGUCGUCUGCAACUGGGUCGUCAUUUUGAGUGUUUGCAUCACUGUCCUGUGCGUCUUUGAUCCAACAGGAAGAACUUUUGUCAAACUGCGAGCCACAAAGAGGAGGCAACGUAACUUGAGGACGUACAACUUGAGGCACCGUUUGGAGGAAGGGCAGGCUAGCAGCUGGACCCGACGGCUCAAAGUUUUCCUCUGCUGCACACGAACAAAAGAUUCCCAGUCAGAUGCCUACUCUGAAAUUGCAUAUCUCUUUGCUGAGUUUUUCCGAGAUCUUGACAUAGUCCCAUCUGAUAUCAUAGCAGGCCUGGUACUUCUCCGCCAACGACAGAGGGCGAAACGCAGUGCAGUACUGGAUGAAGCAAACAAUGAUAUUCUAGCUUUCUUGUCCGGGAUGCCAGUAACCAGGAACACCAAAUAUCUGGACCUGAAAAACUCACAAGAAAUGCUGCGAUACAAAGAGGUUUGUUACUAUAUGCUCUUUGCAUUGGCUGCCUAUGGCUGGCCCAUGUAUUUGAUGAGGAAACCUACCUGUGGACUUUGUCGCCUGGCCAGAUCUUGCUCAUGCUGUUGUCUCUGCCCCUCUCGGCCACGUUAUGCACCUGGUGUCACAAUAGAGGAAGAUAAUUGCUGUGGCUGCAAUGCUAUCGCCAUCCGUCGCCACUUUCUUGAUGAAAACAUGAGCUCUGUGGACAUUGUGUACACUUCCUGUCAUGAUGCGGUCUAUGAAACUCCCUUCUACGUUGCUGUGGAUCAUGAGAAGAAGAAAGUGGUCAUCAGUAUCCGAGGAACUUUGUCCCCAAAGGAUGCUCUGACUGACCUGACUGGAGAUGCUGAGCGUCUCCCUGUGGAAGGUCAUCAUGGAACCUGGCUUGGACACAAGGGGAUGGUGCUGUCUGCGGAGUACAUCAAAAAGAAACUAGAGCAGGAGAUGGUGCUCUCUCAGGCCUUUGGGCGUGAUUUGGGCAGAGGAACAAAACACUAUGGCCUAAUUGUUGUGGGCCAUUCCUUAGGGGCAGGCACAGCUGCCAUUCUGUCCUUCCUGCUGCGUCCCCAGUACCCAACUCUAAAGUGCUAUGCCUACUCUCCCCCAGGUGGACUCUUAAGUGAGGAUGCAAUGGAGUACUCCAAAGAGUUUGUUACUGCAGUUGUGCUAGGCAAAGACCUAGUCCCCAGGAUUGGGCUCUCACAACUGGAGGGAUUUCGCCGGCAGCUUCUUGAUGUUCUGCAGAGAAGUAACAAACCAAAGUGGAGAAUCAUUGUGGGUGCCACAAAAUGCAUUCCCAAGUCUGAGCUCCCUGAAGAGCAAGAAGUGAAUUCAGUAACCAGUCACCGCCUCUGGACCCACCCCAGUGACUUAACCAUUGCCCUGUCAGCAAGCACACCACUCUAUCCUCCUGGGCGCAUCAUUCAUGUCGUUCACAAUCAUCCUGCUGAACAGUGUUGCUGCUGUGAUCAGGACGAACCCACAUACUUUGCCAUUUGGGGAGACAACAAAGCAUUUAAUGAAGUGAUAAUUUCCCCAGCAAUGCUACACGAACACCUGCCUUAUGUGGUCAUGGAGGGUCUUAACAAGGUACUGGAGAAUUAUAACAAAGGCAAAACAGCCUUGCUUUCUGCAGCCAAAGUGAUGGUGAGUCCUACAGAAGUGGACCUCAACCCAGAGUUGAUCUUCCAGAAUCAGCCUCUGCCUAGGCUUUCUGUGCAGAUUGGAAUUGGAGACAUAGUAGUGGACAGAAGGAACAGCAGCACUAAGAGUAAGGCUCACUCUGAAAUCAGUUUGGAAGGGUUUUAUGAGACCAAGCUUCUAUCUCCAGUACAGAAGGAUCCUGUGGAGCUGCUGCUUCUAGAUACCAAGGAACGCCUGUCUGUAGAACUGCAGGACCGGCGUGCUCCUCUUGCUACAAUGGAGAGCCUGUCGGAUAAUGAAUCCCUUUACAGCUUUGAUUCAAGGCGUUCCUCUGGUUUUCGUAGCAUCCGUGGCUCACCCAGCCUCCAUGCAGUCAUGGAGAAAGAUGAGACUCACUGUUUUUAUAUCGACCCAGCAAUCCCUGAGGAAAACCCCUCCCUCAGCUCACGGACAGAGCUGCUUGCUGCUGACAGCCUCUCCAAACACUCCCAGGAGACUCAGCCUCCUGAGGCCCUGCACAACAGUGGAGACACCACUCCUCAGCGGCGUUGCAGUGACGGCGGUGCUGGCAGCGAUGCAGACCACGUUUCCUUCACUGCUCAGGAGGAACUGACCCUCCAGAACGGGAGGCUCAGUGAUGACCCCAGUCCACAAGUGUUGGAGUUUGCCGAGUUUAUAGACAGCCUCUUCAAUCUGGACAGCAAAAGCAGCUCCUUCCAGGACAUCUACUGCAUGAUGGUAUCGGACAGCACUAGUGAUUUUGCUGAGAUGCCCAAGUCUGUCAGUGAUCAGGAGAUCCUGCUAAGAGCACAGUAUGAGCCCAACUUAGUCCCAAAGCCCCCCAGGUUAUUUGCAGGCUCAACAGAUCCCUCCUCAGGCAUAUCGGUUUCCCCUUCUUUCCCUCUGAGUUCUUCUGGAGAGCUUAUGGACCUCACUCCUACAGGCAUGAGUAGCCAGGAAUGUCUGGCCACUGACAAAAUCCGGACUUCCACUCCCACUGGCAAUAUGACCAGCCCUGCCAAACAAGAGGACUGCAUGAUCUCAGCCCUCUAGUGUAGGAGAGAAGGGGCCAAAUAGCCAAUCCCAUGAUUUGAGUCAUGGGAUAAAACGUGGAGGACCUGGUCACUGGGCAGGUGAGAGUUGUAGAAGAUGCAUGGGGAAAGGUGGCAUUCUUUCCUAGGUGCUUUGUUCAUGGCGCCACAGUGGAUGUCAGCACGAAGGAUGCUACACCGUGGUUUGUGUUCUUUAGUUAGGGAGAAAAUCACUGCCUAACACAGCCUGCUGCUUUUUGAGGACCUUGUUCACUGAAGUUAGAUGACUGGUUUCCCUACCUCAGCGUAUUUCUUUUAAGAAGGAGGCAUGAUCUCUGCCUUUCCUGCUGAAAUUAGGAAGUUACUGUCCACAGGCUAGAGGAAAUUAGGAAGCUACUGUCCACAGGCUAGAGCUACAUAAGCUGAGGGGUCAGAUAAUGUCCUUGGAAUUGUGUCUGAAUCAAGGAGAUUGUGACUUUGUGCCCUAUUGCACUAGCGUAUCAUGUUUGACUCAAGCACCUGUCCAUCAUUGUCAUCAUUGUGAUUUUCUUUUUUUAAAAAAUCAGACACACUCUCCUGUUUUAUAGCCAUUAAGGCUGUGUUCCAGAGGAAUGCAGUCCCCCACUCCCGAUCCUGACUGGGUACAGUGAAAAUUGGGCCGGGGCUCGGGUGUUCUGCUCCCCUGAUUAGCUCUGUGUUCAGUGAUAUCCAGACUUCUUCUGAGAAGAAAGUACAUGUACUGGAGGUGGGGAGGUUGAGAGGUAUUUUGGGUCUCACAGCAUUGCACAGCUCCCCAUAUCACUAUGAACUAGUGACAAUCGUGCUUUAUCUGACAGAAUUUUCAUCUCUAUUUGCAUGAAUCAAUAGGUUUAAACUAGCUUUUGGCUUGCCAGUGCCCUAUAUUACCGUAUUUUUUGUUCCAUAAGAUACACUUUUCCCCUCCUAAAAAGUAAGAGGAAAUGUCUGUGCAUCUUAUGGAGCGAAUGCGUGGUCCCUGGAGCCGGAUUGCCCAGGGUCUAAAGGCAAGUCGUGCUUUUUUUUUUAGAAAAAAAAGAGCUAAAGGCUAACAAGAGGGAAUGAGCUGAAAGGAACCCACUCAGCAGCUGAUUGCAAGAGAUCGGGGAGGGAGAUAAGAGAGCUAGCUUCCUUCCCAGCCCCUCCCAGCCCCUUGCCUAGGCCUCAGUUGUUGUUUGUAGAGGGAGACAUGUGACUGGCUGAUUAGAUUAUCUGUCUGGAAACUGUAGAAAUGGGUCUCUUUCCUUUCCUAUAGAAGAAGCUGCAGAGCUGUGAGUUGAACUCCAUACAAACAGGAUAUUUCCCUUUGCAAGGAAACUCAGCAACUUCGAGCUGAUCCUCAAAAAUGGAGCUUCCCCCCUUUGCAAAAAAGAUGCACAACUCUGAGCUGACCCCCUCCCGCAAAAUGGGGCUUUCCUCUUUGCAAAAAAGCUGCACACUUUUUGAGCUGAUCCUUUAAAAAUGGAGCUUCCCCCCUUUGCAAAAGAAGCUUCCUCAAAUAUUUAAUUGGGGGGGGGGGCAAAUGCACCUAGGCCUCUAGGAGUUGGCUGCUAUGCCUAGGACAAUUCAAGAAAGCAAAAUAUUUUUUUCUUGUUUUCCUCCUCUAACAACUAGGUGCGUCCUAUGGAGCGAAAAAUACGGUAUUCCCCAAAAUAUAAUGGUGCCCAGAGCCAGUUUGUCCCCAUUCCUGAUCUUGCAUUCACUGGCAGUAUCAUGUAAGGUCAAUGGUGGUCUGUCCCUGAGUUCAGGGAAAAGAUGGACUUAUAUUGUGCAUUGAAGUCUCAUGUAUGUUUACAAAGCUACUAAGCAUUUUGGGGAGGUAGUUAUUAAGUGUAUGAGAAACACCUGCCUGAGUGGGACACGUGUUCUCUCUGCAUUCCCAUCUCUCCCUCAACUUGGGUCCUUAGGAAGCAUUGUUAUUACAAAUCCUUCUUAGAAAGUAAUGGUGGGUGAUGGGAUUAACCCUGUGCAUAUGCAUUCCUUCAGCCACCCUACGAUCAGGGGCUUAUCAGCAUCACCCAACACAUCAGAACAACUCACGACAUUGCAUCUCAGCCACUAGUCCUGCAACAGUGCUCAUAUCGGAGAUCUUCUCACAACAACAUGGCGGCACUGUGUAAAAUUGCAAGUAUUUUCUAGUGAUGAAACUUAGGAGUGAAAUAAUUUUUACGUAGGAAGUUAAGCAUAUUGUGACCUACAAGUCAUAUCAUAUUGGAAUGUAGCAUUAAUGUGAAAGAGCAACUCUUACCAUAGGCCUCUUCAGCAUGCAGCCUCGUAUGCCAUACACAGCAUACGACCCAUGCAUGGCAACCCAUGGCACAUUCCCUGAGGUUGCAGCCUCAGGUCCCUAAAAGCAGGCUGCCAAAACAAAGGGCACUCUGAAGGUUCUGGCGAGCUCUAGCCACUUGUGCCUCUUUGUGGUUUAAAGGCUGCUUGCUUGGAAAAACUGGAAAUGAGUGGGAGAAUUUCCAGUCUUCUUGGUGACUAAUAGCACAAUCCUGUAUGUGUCUACUUGGAAGUAAGUCCCACUGAACUCAGUGGUGCUUGUUGCCAGCUAAGUGGGUACAGGAUUGCAGCCUUAGUUUUGUUUCCUACGGAGGUUCUAGGAACUUGUUGCCUUUCAUGUUUUAACACUCCUAUGUAUGCUAGCUUGGAAACCAGUCCCCAUUAAACUCCACAGGACUUUCCCUUCUGAAUAAACUUGCAUAGGAUAGACUGCAAAUACGUGGGUGUAAGAUAGUACACCCGCGUAACAUUAAAUGAUUCUGCAAUAUGCAGGGCAAUUGUGAAUUGGGGCCUAAUGCUGGUGGUCAACAUGACAGAAGAGUAAAUCCUCCCUUUCUACCCUGAAACAAUUUUUCAUUGGAAGUGCAGAAGGUUUUUAUUGAUAAAAUUCCAGUUUUCAAACAAUUAAUCUUAAUGAUUUAGGCUUGAGCCAAUCUGUCUUAAUAAUUUAGCUCUUCAAUGUUCCCAUUUUUUCAAUAGCAGCUGUAUUGGUUCAUGUUAGUUGACUAAGGCUACUGUAAACCAGAACUUGACUGAUAAAAUAUGCUGCUUUAAGGAAGACACAGCAGGAAUAUGUAGUUCUGGGACAAAGCAUAUAAUAAACUGCAUGGUUUAUGAGGAUAUUUUGGGAUGCAGCAGUGUUGCAGAGUUUAACCUGCAGGUACUUACAGCAGGUUAAGCUCACCAAACUGGACAGGCUGCUUGAGCAGCUGAUGCCACUCCAAUCAGUCUGCCAAUCUUGAGGAACACUGCCUUGUGAAUCAAGCUAUGAUUCAGUGCAAAUACUUAGCACCUAGAGAGCGCUUUAAACUUUGAAGCACUUUACAAAUAGAAAAGAAGGAAGCUUCCCAGCUCUUGUGGGUCAUGGGAAUGUAGGGGGGAGGGAAGGGUGUCUGUGUGUGCAGCAUAUCUACUGUAUGAAUCUGAAAAUCUGCGAAGGUGGAAAGCAGGUAGUUUCCUGCCUUAGGACAAGAUGGCUAACCAUUGGCCCUCCAGAUUGUGUAGGACUACAUCAUCCCUGACUGUUGGUCAUGCUGGUUGGGGCUGAUGAAGGGCCACAGGUCCACCACCCCUGCCUGAGAUGAUUAUUUUAGGCUUGGAGAGCCAGGUUGAGAGGCUGUUGAUACAGCUUUGCUUGGAGAGGUUUUAAUAUGUUCAUUCGGUGGUGAUCAAAUUGUGAAUGAUGCAACAAGCUAUUGCACUACAAUGUUGUGCCUGACCGGAGCACCAGUUCAUUGUCAUUUUCAUGGGUUUUGUUACUUUUUAAAGCUGUUUGAUUGUAUCCCAAGAGUGUUUGUUAUCCUCUUCCUUGUCACUGGUAGCAGGAAUCGGACUGUCUUAACUGUGUUUGUCCCAGAUUGUCUGUGCUUUUUGUGACUGUUGGGCUUUUGCCUGGAAGAAGGAAAAUACAGAGAUUCAGGUGUAUCAAAUGCUUGCACUCAGCAGGAGAGGCAAGUAUAAAAAUGGGAGUUGAGUUUAUUUGCUGCAUUACAUCACAGCAUCUUAUUUGUCUUUUUUCUUGAAAAAUGGGUCUUUUAGCACUUAAUUUGUUUUACACUAAAAAGGCCAAUGACUACACCAACACUCCACAAGUACACCUUUAUUUAUUUAUUUUUAGCAUAUCCAUAUCCCUUGUAGUUAUAGGAAAGAACUAGAAAAUGCCAUACUACUGACACACAUACUGAGUUUCUAUUGAGUUUCACCCCUGAAACAUGUUGGUACCUAUUUCACGCACACUGCAUCCUGCUUGUGCUCUGAUAAAUUGGUUUUUCAACUCUUCUACCUGGCUUUAAAAAGAUCCUUCAUGGCUUUGCCUUUGGGCUUCAUCCCCAAGGUGCUGUGUCCUCUCCCUGCUUAUUCAGCACCUUGGGUGUUUAGACUGUCCUUUGAAAACUACCGGUAUCUAGAAUUUCAAUAUGCAAUCGGUUCAGUGCUAGGAAUGUAUCUGAAGCAAUAGCCAUUAACUGAAUAGUUCCUAGUUGUAGCAAAGUCACUGCAACCCUUUUACUCACCCAGCAUCAGUGGGCUAGUAGAAUUUGGGUAGAAUUGCACACUCUGCUGAAGCUUUAGAGCAGAUGCAGUGAAUUAAUUCACACUCCCAGGCAGGUUUUCGUUCACUUUAAAAACUAAAAUAGGUGAUCAAAGGCUUCAUAUAGAUGCUGAUGCAGCUUUGCCAAAGAUGCCCUAACAAAGGAUAUCUCCCAGCUGGGAGAAAGACUUCUCUUACUAGCAGAGCGACUAAUGAUGAGCACUUUCAUUCUUUUCCAACGGAGGGUACUUUCAAACUUUCCCAAAUACACAUACAAAGCCAUGUCAGUCCUUUUAAGUGCUUUUGGGCUGAGACGUGCAUUGAAUUUGGGGAGUGGGAACGUAAAACCAGAACCUCUUGUAAUAGCUUUUAUAAGUUCUCUCCUUUUCAACACUGUUUGGCACUUCCUAUCUAAUUCUGCUCAGUACCUUUCCCCCUCUUCAAACAAUUACAUUCCACAUCUGAUUUUCCCGACUUGAUUAUCCUGUUGACAAAUACAGUAUGUUACAUCUCCUAUGUCUCCAACAUUUCAUCCUGGUUAGCACAGGAUGCAUCUCAUUGCUGCAAAAGGUUGUCUAACCUUCUCCACAUUUCAAAGCUAUAGACUUCGUCCAGUGGAAUGCUUACAUGUUUCCCCAGUACUCAAGACUUCAGCAUUUUGUGCUUUGGAAAUGUGAUUCUUCUCCCAGCUAGGAUAUUUAUAGUUAUUUUGAUUGCCACAUGAAAUGUGGUUGCAUGAGUUUCACGUGCAUGUAUGGAAUAGUACCUAUGAAAAAUACACUGCUUCCCCUUAGCAUAAUUUUAAGUACUUAUGGGGUUACACACACACACACACACACAGUUUGCAGCUCACUCACUGCUGGAGCAAUCAUCUGGCCGUUUUUUGUUUAAUCAAAAACCCUUCAAAAACAAGCUAGCACUAAACCAUUCAAACAACCCUGCUUGCCUAAAAGGAGUGGUGGCAACAACUUGGAUGUCCCUUCACCGAUUAUGUGAGGAUAGCAUGUAUGUGCCACUGAAGCUGGAUUGGAGCUAGCACACGUAUAGUGCUAUAGAUGAAAUCCUACAUAUCUGAUCAUCUGAAGCUGCCUUAUACUUAAGACUAUUGUUCCAUCCAGCCCAGCAUGGUUUACUCUGGCAGAGGCAGAUUUAGGGGAGUGCAACCAGCUAUGUAUAUCCUCAGUCUUCCACAUGGUUGUUUUGCAGAAUGAAGUGGUAGGGAUCUUUUCAUGGAGACAAAAGUGCACCCAUCACUCUGUGGGAAAUCCCAUGCUUUGCAUACAGAAGGUUCCAGAUUCAAUUCCUGCCUUCUCUAAUUCAAGGUAGCAGGGCUGAAAAACUUGUGGAACUGUUCUCUCUUAGUGUAAGACAGUGAUGGGUGAAUAGUCUGACUCAGUAUAAGGCAGCUGUUAAUCUGAUUUCCAUUCAGGAUUGCAGUGCAUGAUUUCGUUUAGUUUUUCAUACAACAAAAAAAUUAUCUGUUGGUAGAGGCCUUUAUGUCAAAUCUGAGAAGCAGUUCAUAAAGAAUUGUGGUAUAUACAAAUGAAAGUAAAGCUACCACAUGUUCAAGCAGAAGAUUCACCUUUUGUGGCACUGUUAUCCAAUGAGGGUUAAAGAAAGAUCUGUGAGAACUAGAUUCAAGGCCCAUAUUAGUCAGUGUGUGCUCUGUGUCUCACUCAACGUCUGUAAAAUGGGAAACAGUGACUGUGUCACAUGGCGAUUAUAAUGAAUUAGAAUGGUCUAGAAGUACAGGCACCUCCCCACUUAUGUGGCGGUUAUAUCCCAGGAUACCACACAUAUAUGUGAAAUCAUGUAUAGUGGGGAACACCAUCCUUUAAACCUUUGGAAACCACUGAAAAACCCUUUAAAAAACCAGCAGCACUUUCCAGACUGGCAUGAAUGGUAGCAAUGGCUCUCAGUCUUCUUCACUGCUGGAGGACGAUGUGGAAACAAUGGUAAGUGUGUGUGUGUAAACACCAGUGCCCCCAAGUGCUUGGCUGUGGGUCAGAUUCACUUGCUGCUGAUGGCAGUGCUCUUUUUGCGCCAUUUUUGCACUCUCCCCCCCCACUCUUUUUAGGCCAUUUUUGCGCCUUUUUGCAAUUUAAAUCAGGUUAUUUAUUUCCUGGCGCUGCAGAUAUAUACGGUCACACAUGAGUCAAACGUGUGUAAGUGGGGAGAUGCCUGUAUAAAUAGUUUUCAAGUAGCUGUUUCUGGGGGCUAGUAGUAUCUCACUGAUGCUAGGGUUGCCAUAUAUUUCAAGAGGUAAAAAUCUGGGCACAAAAAGUUGUUGAGCUUUUUUAGGGCAAUAGCCCCUCUGCCAGCACCAGAACCAAGCCUGAGCCAGAGCAUGGGCUGCCUGGGCUGCCCGAACCAGAGCCACCAGUGCACACACACUUAAAAAAAACCAAAUCCAGGACAUUUGCUAAAAUGUAAAAUUUCCCCCAGAUGGGCAUGCAGGACCCCCAAAACAGGACAUAUCCGGGAAUUCCUAGAUGUAUGGCAACCUAGGUAUACUUAAUGACAUUUCCAUCUUUGAUCUCUCACCAUAUUUCAUGUCUGAUACAUUUCUUUUUAGCCAUAGUUGGUUGUGCAAAGGGUUGGGACAAUGAGCUUCUCAUCAUAUAAAUUGCAGCCAUGUAGUUUCAUACUCACUCAAUUCAUUGGAAGAUCAAGAUGAAAACUAUGAACAAAAUACUGAAUGUGACAAAACCCAAGUUACUUUAGACUGUGCACAACUGUCCUUGAGCUCACUGCUGCCUUGCUGUUUGUGUUGUUUUCUCUUAGU